This is a messenger RNA of Pipra filicauda (Wire-tailed manakin), 1707 nucleotides long. RefSeq names its product T-cell immunoglobulin and mucin domain-containing protein 4-like. Bases 1 to 1143 code for a protein of 380 amino acids. The transcript is spliced from 8 exons. The record is from RefSeq and is a predicted model, not a curated record. Lineage: Eukaryota; Metazoa; Chordata; Aves; Passeriformes; Pipridae.
AUGAGACUCCAGUGGGGCUCACUCAGCGUCUCUGGGAAGGAUAAGAUCUACUUUUCUCUUCUUCCACUUGCUGCCCUGGAGUCUCCAUCGACUAAAAUGACCAAUUUUGUGCUGUUUCACUGGAUUCUGAUACAGAUCUUUAUAGCACACACGGCAUCCCAAACUGUUGUCAGAGCAGUGACAGGGCAGCCUGUCAAGCUGCCUUGUGACUACCAGGUGACUCGGCGUACGGGCAUCUCCGAUGUGUGCUGGGGCAGAGGCUCCUGCCCAAAUUCAAAGUGCAAGAACACCAUUUUGGAAACCCAUGGAAGUACGGUGAGAUCCAGAAAAUCUCGGAGAUACGACCUCCAGGGCUCUAUUUCCACUGGAGAUGUGUCUCUCACGAUUGGGACGGUGGAGGCAGGAGAUGCCGGUGUGUACUGCUGCCGUGUGGAGAUCCCGGGAUUGUUCAAUGACAUCAAGAAGAACAUACGGCUGGAGGUGGCCAGAGCCCCUCCAGUGACGACAACCACCACGAGAAAGGCUCCCGUUUCCCCCAAAGGUGUUAGAAAAACAACUUUUGCUCCCCAGGCAACCUCUGGUCUUCAGCCAACAGCAGAGACUGCUGUCCUCCUGACAACCACAAGCACCGAGUCUCCAGCUGUAACUACACUGGAGACCGUUGCUCCUCCAACAAUUCCUAUGACAGAAAAUUAUACUUUUCCAGUAACCAUGGUGACAACCAGUGCUCCCCUGGAUUCUUCAGCUAUCUCCCAUGAAGAUGACAUGUUUUGUGUCACAGAGCCUGGUCCCCUUCCUGGAAGUACAGAGGUGACUACUGAAUUCCCAAAUAUACUCCUGACUGAAGAGGGAAGUACAAGUGCUGACACCUCUGUCAUGAUGGAAAAGGUGCCAAACGCAGGGAUUUCAGCAAAUUCAGAUGUCAAGGCUGAGCAACAUGAUGAUAGUGGAGAUAAGUUUCCCAGCUCUGUCAUUCUCAUUGCCUGUGUCACAGCGGGGGCCAUUCUUUUCGUGUUGAUGUUCUCACUGUUUUGGAAACGUAAACACGUAAAGAAACUUAUAAUAAAAAGUGUUGGACCUCCAGAAGAGCGUGAGAAAGUUUUCAGUGGUGCCGAAGGAGAAAACAGCAUUUUUUCCCUGUGAAGACCUCGUACAUUAUCUGUAGAUGCUGUGGAAAAUAAAAAGGGCCUGUUUCAUGCUGCACUAAGAGAUGCUUAUGAGUCUCCAAAAUAUCAAUGGGUGUAAACCACAGGCCAGAGCUUCAACUACAAAAAUUUAAAAUCUUCAUGCAAAUUAUACCAUAUCACCCUUAACACUCAUUGCAUAAAGAAGCUUAUUUGAGAAGGGGCUUUAUGCAUUAUUCAUGGAUGCUUCUGGUAUCUGCCUUCUUACUAACACCAUGUUGCGCAAUUGAAUUUAUUUUUCUCCAUUUUUGCUAAUGCUCUUCUUUGAAUACAACUUAUACUGUGAGGAAGAGAAAAGAUAUUACAUGGAAGGCUGCCUAUCUUCAAAUUGCCAAAAGGAAAGAAAAAAAUCAGAAACUAUAGUUCUUAUUGCUUUCAUGUAAUCAACAGAAAAAUUAGCUACAAGAAUGCUGUGAGUUUAAAUCAAAAAUGCAGACUACUUAAGAGGUACCAAUAGUGCCUGUGAUUCAGCAUGUUUGAAUGACCCUUGGAGAUUAUGUUAAUAAACUUUUAAUUUACCACU